Molecule: messenger RNA, 9897 nt
Organism: Electrophorus electricus (electric eel)
Lineage: Eukaryota; Metazoa; Chordata; Actinopteri; Gymnotiformes; Gymnotidae
Gene: wnk2
Product: WNK lysine deficient protein kinase 2
Biological process (GO): protein phosphorylation
Molecular function (GO): ATP binding; protein serine/threonine kinase activity
Source: RefSeq, a predicted model, not a curated record
GCAGCGUGGCGUGUGGUCCGUGAUGGCCCGCGAGACCGACGCGUAAGGUACCGCCCCAAAUCGUACGCUUUUAUUGGACGCAAAUUGUUGCUAGGGGCGUGGGAUGUGUGUUAUAAAAGCAACAUAACUACCAAGAAAACGAUCUAUGGCAAUAUGUAGGUACGGCGGAGGACGGCGAUACGUGGCUGAACGGAUGCGUUGUCGCAGUGAUCUGAUAAUCUCCUCAAACCCUGCAUGCUUGUCGGUGGAGAUCGGGCACCUUUUCGAAGAUGACAUUCAUGAAGGAAGGACGGGUGUUAAAUGACCUGUGCGAGCUUUGAUUGUGGAAGUCUUGUUCGUGAGAUUUUUCCUCGUUUUUUUUUUAUUCUAAGGGCAUUGUUCGUCAACUAGCGGGAUUGGAGUGGUGAACAGCUGCGCAUUUAGUUUUAUGAUGGGCCGCUUGAGGAUUAGUAAGCGACGUAAGCACUGAAGUACCCAGCACGUUUGUGAGUUUCCAAGGGCGAUGCACGAUGAUAGCCCAUUUAACACUAAAAUAUGUCAGUGACAAUACUGAUAUAUUUUCUUUUACUAUUUUAGAAAUUUUAUAGGUUUAUUUACUAAUGUUCGAAACAGCAUUACGUUACAUAAUGACAUUGUAGUUUAGGGGAGGCAGUUGCUCCUCGUGGAGUGAGGGGUGAAAUGAGUUAAAUGUCCUUGCUCCCUGUUUGUUACAAUUAUUUGUAUAAUAUUCCAAUACAUUCUGUAGGCCUAGAUAGGUUUGAGACUUCAUGUAAACAAAAUCUUUUAUAAUUCAGUCUUCAGAGAAUGCCAGAUUACGUCAGUGUAUACGGACAUUGCAGGUGCAUCUAUUCCCGCUGUUCGGGAAAAACGAUAUUAGCGGCAACUCCUGAAUGUCACAGAUAAGCGCUUAACUAUCCACGAGAAAUGGACACGGGGACAGCGCCAGGCUGUGAGCCGUCUUUGGCCGCAUUCUCGUCAGUGCCAAAUCUAGACGUGAAAACGAUUGUCAGCGCCGGCAUUUACGAAAACAGCGACAAGAAUGUCGUCAGCACCGAGCCUGCUGCAGCGAGAGGGGCGAGUGAUCCUAGCGCGUAUCCCCUGUCGGACUACAGGUGUUUGGUUCGGCAGCGGUUCAUACGCAGAAGUUUGUGGUUUUCAGAGUCCGAGGACCAAGGCUUUGAGAGCCCAGAAUGCGAAGCCAUCCACAGCCCCCUCGCCACCGCACAUUUACGCACGAUCGUGGACAGAACUCGAUGCGCACGUGUGGGGUUCCGGGAGAGCUCGAGCACGGAGAGUCGCCUCGGCCAGAGAGACCGGCCGACGGAGACAUCAAGCGCGCACGAGGACCGAGACAAAAAGGAGGGCAAGCAGAAACAAGACGAUGCGACGGCUUCUGAGGACAACAAGAGCCCCGGGAAAACGGGGAGCGAUGAAAAUGAGGAAGAGGCCGGAAUGAAAGCUGUGUCUACAUCCCCGAGCGGUCGGUUCCUUAAGUUUGAUAUAGAGCUUGGCAGGGGGUCGUUUAAAACCGUAUACAAAGGCCUAGAUACGGAGACAUGGGUGGAAGUUGCCUGGUGUGAACUACAGGAUCGUAAGCUGUCUAAAGCAGAGCGUCAGAGGUUUAAGGAGGAAGCAGAGAUGCUGAAGGGACUCCAGCAUCCCAACAUUGUCCGCUUCUAUGACUUCUGGGAGUCACCUGUAAAAGGCAAAAAAUGCAUCGUCCUGGUGACCGAACUCAUGACAUCUGGCACGUUAAAAACGUACCUGAAACGCUUCAAGGUGAUGAAGCCCAAAGUCCUUCGGAGCUGGUGCAGGCAGAUCCUCAAGGGUCUUCACUUCCUGCACACACGGACCCCUCCCAUCAUACACCGGGACCUAAAGUGUGACAACAUCUUCAUAACAGGCCCCACAGGCUCUGUUAAGAUUGGGGACCUUGGCCUGGCUACACUGAAGAGGGCCUCAUUCGCUAAAAGCGUCAUUGGCACUCCUGAAUUCAUGGCUCCAGAGAUGUAUGAGGAGCACUAUGACGAGGCUGUGGACGUCUAUGCCUUUGGCAUGUGCAUGCUGGAGAUGGCCACAUCCGAGUACCCAUACUCCGAGUGCCAGAACGCUGCGCAGAUCUACCGUAAAGUCACCAGUGGAGUAAAGCCAGCCAGUUACAAUAAGGUGAUGGUGCCUGAGAUUAAGGAAAUCAUAGGAGAGUGUAUCCGCCAUCGCUGGGAGGAGAGAUACUCCAUUAAGGAUCUGCUGAAUCAUGCCUUCUUUGCGGAAGACACCGGAGUAAGGGUGGAACUCGCUGAGGAAGAUGAUGGUAAGAAGGCGUCGAUCGCUCUCAGACUGUGGGUGGAGGACGCAAGGAAGCUGAAAGGGAAGUACAAGGACAGUGGCGCUAUCGAGUUCACCUUUGACCUUGAGAGAGAGGUCCCAGAGGGAGUCGCCCAAGAAAUGGUUGACUCUGGCUUCUUCUUGGAAAGUGAUGUGAAGAUUGUUAGUAAAUCGAUCCGGGACCGUGUGGCUCUGAUAAAGUGGCGCAGGGAGAGGACAGUGUUCGGGAGUGAGGGUGAGAUGGAAGAGAAGGGCGCUAGGACCCAGACGAAUGCUGUGCCUCAGGAUGCCCCUGCUGGGUUAGCACAGGGUAACCGAACUGAGCCCGAGGAGGCUGACAGUGUGCCCAUGACUCUUCUCUCUAACACCCCCAGCAGUACUGCUACUACCACAACAUCAGACAGCAUCACCAGCUCCGCAGUGAUUACAGAUGCUUUGAGCAACCAGCACAGCAUUCCCUACCAGUCCCUGCCAGAGUCUAUCUCCACUUCCCAGAGGCCCCUUAGCCCUCCAGCACAGCUCCUGGCUCAUCUCACACCUCAGCUGCACCAGGGGGCCCAGCCACAGUCUACACCACAGCUGCACCAGGGGGCCCAGCCACAGCUUACACCUCAGCUGCAUCAGGGGGUCCAGCCACAGCUUACACCUCAGCUGCAUCAGGGGGCCCAGCCACAGCUUACACCUCAGCUGCAUCAGGGGUCCCAGCCACAGCUUACACCUCAGCUGCAUCAGGGGGCCCAGCCACAGCUUACACCUCAGCUGCAUCAGGGGGCCCAGCCACAGCUUACACCUCAGCUGCAUCAGGGGGCCCAGCAACAGCUUAUACCCCAGCUGCACAAGGGAGCCCAGCCACAGCUUACACCUCAAUUGCACCAUGAGGCCCAAAAGCAGCUUGUUACUCAGCUACAUCCGGGGGUCCAACAUCAAUCUGUAGUCCAGCAUCAGCAAGAGACUCUGCAGCAGCCUGAACCUGCCCAGCUGCUUCGAGGGGCCCAGCAACAGCCAAGUACCCUGCUGCAUCAGGAGGCCCAGCAACAACCUACUCUCCACUUGCAUCAUGGGGCCCAGCAGCAACAGCCUGCUGCCCAGUUUGUCCAUGGGAUCCAGCAAAUGCCUGGUGUACAACCACAAGCAAGUGUUCUGAUGCAUCAGCACCAAGCAACUGCCCAGUUGCACCAUGGGGCACAGCUGCACCAGGGAACUUAUCAGCAGUCUUCUAAACUGAUACACCAAGGAUCCCUUCCACAGGCAUCAGUCCAGCUGCAUCAGAGCCUUUACCAGCAGUCUCCCCCACCCACUGCUACAGUGGUCAAUUCUCAGACUAUGUCUGCUCCAGCAACACCAGCUCCAACUACACUGUCAGCACAAGAGUUUCACCUCUAUCUCCAUCCUGCAGCUUUGCUGUCCCAGACCUUAGCAACUCUGCAGCCAGUUGUGGAGCCACCUUCAGAUGUACAGCCCCAUCCUCAGCACCUGCUCCAAUCAGCAUCCACUAUGCUCAGCAGUACUCCUCUUUCUCAACCACAGCCAAGUGUUCAUACCACACCCAUUAUCCAACCUCUUCAGAUUUCCACUCAGUUCCCUUCACCAUACCCUGUUUUGCCCACAGUGGGCACUCCUACCGGAAGUGAGGCAAGGCCCAUUUCCCCUAUCCCAUACUCCUCCCCGUACCCCAGCAGUGCCCCUCUUACACCCACACCCUACCACUCGACCGCCCCAAUUCAUGCCCUACUGCCUCUCGCCCCCACUCAGGCUGUGAGCACCAUAUCUGGAGCAGGUACACCCCAAACCCCUGUAGCUGCUCCUCUGGGCUUACCAGCCUCCAUCCCACUCCUGGGAAUGGCCCAUCCCCCAUCCCUUGCCCCGCUGCAACAGCAGCAGGGGUACUCUUCUGCCCCACCGCCAAAGCCCCAACCCACCCAGCCAUCGCUAGCCUUCUGUCCUGCACUGUCACAGCCUCCAUGCUUCGUUCAGCCGCCAAACCCUUGCGUCUCUGCUCCACCUGCACAGGAGGACAGCCUGGUGCACACCCAUGCCGAACUAACUCAUGUCCAGUCUGCUCCACACAGAGAGGAACCUGAGCCUGCACUUUUUACUGUGCCCAGCAGUGCUGUUGCAGUCAGACCCCAGCAGAUUGCCCCCGAGAGCCCUGCACUUUCUCUGCAGCCUGCUGGAGGCCAGAUGGCAGCGGCUGUGGUUGAAAGUGGCGGUGGAUCCAGCAGCAGCACUCAUCAGUUCCCAGACACCACAUCAGGAUUCAUUCACCCUCCAUCUGAGCCCAGCCAGGAGGAACCAGUCCCCAUGCCACUUCCCAGCUAUACUUGUGACAGUUUGAAUUCCGACGCGGCCUCGGGUAAAGAGAUGAGUGACGGCUAUGACAGCACCGUGAGCGGAGGGAAAGGUGAUGGCAAGACCAGGAAACACCACCGCAAGUCUGCCCGCAUGCGCUCGCGCCAGGAGAAGGCCAGCAGACCCAAACUUAGCAUGCUCAAUGUUUGUGAUACAGGCGAUAAAAUGGUAGAAUGCCAGCUAGAAACCCAUAAUCAUAAAAUGGUGACCUUCAAAUUUGAUCUGGAUGGAGAUGCCCCUGAAGAAAUAGCCAUUUACAUGGUGGAGAAUGGCUUCAUUUUGCCCAUAGAGAAGGAGAUCUUCAUCGACCAGCUAAAGGACAUUGUGGACAAGGCUGAGGACAUGCUGAACGAGGAGGUAGAGGGGGAGAGACCAGCUGCCUCUCCACUUCAGGGCCACCCUCUCAGCAGGGCUGGGGAUGAGGGUGGGAAAGGGCAGAAAGAAGGAGUAUCUCAGCCUGUCUAUCAGCAAAAUGUGCUCCAUACUGGUAAGAGGUGGUUCAUUAUUUGCCCUGUGGAUGAACCUCCUGUAGCAAGUGAGGAGGCAUCCUCAGAAGGAGCUACAGCUACAAAGAUACCCUCAACCAGCACAUUGACUGAAGGUGUUGCUGCUGCUCAGCCUGACAUUGCCUCAAUACAGCCACUAGAGGGCAGCACAGCAUCUGGUUCUGUUUCUAUAGACUCAGAAGGCUAUGCCACAGCGCCCCCAUCUGGCGAUAGCGAUGCUCAUGGAUUUUGCAGCCCACUCUCUCUGAUCACCACAGACCCCUUAUCCUUGGCUGUGUUCUCUCCGGUGCCGCUGGUUCCCCUGCCUGCCAGCCUGAAAGCGCAGAAUGCCUCCCAUCCAGAAGAUGGCAGCACCUUGACUUCAGUCCAGUUCCGAGUGCAGCACGCACAGCCUGGCACAGCCCUGCGCAGCUCUCUGUCCAUGGAUGAGGCCCAGAAUGGAAAACUCAGCUCGCUUUCGACGGUCCCUGCGGCCCAGCCGGUGGCGGAGCUCGUCUGUGGUGCACCUGUUUCGGACACCGUUCCCUGCUGCCCACUAGUCAUGCCACUAGUGCUGGAUGUGAGCACAGGUGCCACACGUUCCUCACCGCUCACUCCCCCGCUCCCACAGGAUGGCCUGUCCGCGCGUGAGCAGUUGCAGUCUGUCUCGGCUGCCCACGGAGAACGUGCCCAGCACCCCGUUGUGCGGCAGCAGCCUUUUGCCACUAUGGGUGGUGCCAAGGCCCCAUCGCUGCCCCAAAGUCCUGCCCCCUCACAACACCACCUUGCCCCCAAUGAAUCGGAUGGUGAGGGGCGGGGCCGGGUAGGGUUUGUGGACAGCACAAUAAAGACGCUAGAUGAAAAGCUGAGGAACCUGCUGUAUCAGGAAUACGUGCCCAUGUACCCAUCAGGUACCAUGGCUGAGACACCUGGCUCGGGGACGGAGUACAUCCAUUCUCCGCCAGGACCAGAGUGUGCGACAGCAGGGUCAGGGACCAGCACCCCCAGCCUCGUUGGAGAGGGCCGGAUGAGGGCAGGGGAGCAGCUGCCACAGAUCCCUGAGAGAGUGGACAGUCUGAGCACGCUCAGUGACUCCGCAGUUGGUGUCACGGUGUCAAAGAAAAAUGUUAUGUCCCACUCUACCUCCUGCUCGGGCUCCAGGAGUCGCUUUAAGAUGAUUCCUGGCCCUCCUGACAUUCUGUCUGAACAACAAAGGAAGCAGCGAAGCUGGAGCAGCACAGCCUCUCCGGCACACCCCAGUGCCUUCUUUGGGGAGCACAGUGCUGGUUUAGAGUCGUCCAUGCCAGCCAGCGCCAUUGGCCGCUUCUCAGUGACGAGCACGGAGGAUGAGGUCACGCGCAGUAAAAACAGCAGCAGGUAUUCCGCCCCGCCCGAUUUCUACUUGGAUGCCCCGCCGUCUCUGAUGAAGCAGGGUUCGCUGCCACGGGCACAAACCUCGGCCCCGGCGGACGUUCCUACCCGCCUCAUGUCCUCUGACUCCGGGGCGGAGAGCAGCCCAGCCAAAAUGCUUGCCUCCACCCCGUCUCGGCAAGGACGCUCAGAGCGGAGAGGAAGUGACCUCAUGAAGAGGGCGGUGGCUUUCCUGAGGCGCACGGGCCGCAGCAGCAGCGUGCAGAGCUCUGACUCCCCAAGCAGGCAGGGCGGGAUGUACUGCUCCUACAUGAGCAGUGACAACGACUCAGAGAUGGAGGAGUCAGACAUAAAGAAAGAGCUACAGAGGCUGAGGGAGAAACAUAUGCAGGAGAUUUCAGAGCUGCAGGCUCACCAGCGUGGGGAGAUCGAGCUGCUCUAUUUACGGCUUGGUAAGCCACCCCCGCCUGGCCUCAGCCUCACCUCCACGGUGCCCCCUGCUGGACGCAGACGCAAAGCCAGCAAGCACAAACUCAGGGCUGGUAAAUUGCUCAGUCCCCUUGUCCAGCAGUUGAGAAGCGUCUCGAAAACAAGUGACAGCGGCAAAGUCAAUGAUGCUGCAAAGUACAGUGAGCCUGCUCUGAGUUUAAACGGGUCUCCAGUCAGGGCCUCAGAGCUGCCCGAGAGCAGAGCUCGUGCAGGAACGGCCACUCUCCCCAGCUCAAUCUCACACCCUGUCCAGACCCAGCAGCCUUGCUCCCUCAAGGGCUCCGUGUCCUCCGACAACAUCUACGCGAGACUGCAGACUGCAGACAGACCAGGAGCUUACAGCCAGCCAGGACACAGUUGGCCUCCUGCCUGUCCCCCAGCAGCUGAGACGAGGACCUAUAAGACUAGCAGUAAACCACGUGCUAGAUUCCUCAACGGACCAGUUUCUCUCUCCAUCUGGUCAACACUGAAACGCAUCUGUCUGGGGAAAGAGCGCAGCAACAGGUCUCCUCCAGGUGCAUCAAAUCAACCCCAGAUGCCACCUGGCUCAACGCCACCUCCCCACCACUCAGUUGUGGGCCUGGCUCAGGCACAGACUAACAACAGCAACAAUAAAUCUGACCUGUUCCCUGUGGAGCUGCAGAGCCUGGUGGGGGUAUGGGUUCAGGAAGCGUGGAGCCCCACACGUUCUCGCUCACUCCACCUGAAUUGUCAGUAUAUUGCCAGAACCAGGAGCCAGAGCACUGCAGGGAUACUCCCAAAAUCUGCAGCUGUAACAGCAGUUUCCCAGCUGCCCCUCUCCUGGCCCAGGAUCCAUUCCCACACCUGCCCUCUGACAGCUGACCCCUUGCCUGGUUUCCAUGAUGGACCCCCGGUGCAUGGCUACCCUUUCAGAGAGGCUCUGGGGUCACCCCUCUACAUCACCCACUGGCCUGAAUUACCCACACCCGUCGGGCAGGGAGUGUUGUCAUUUCCCACCUGGAAAACAUCACCUCCUCCACACCACUUGCACAACAGGACCCUGUAGCUUCUACACCUGAUGGAUGUUCCCACUGUAGCCUACAGCUGAAUUUCUCCACAGUAUCCUUAAAGCGCUGUUUGACAUGAUAGUGUGUACAGCCCAUUAAUGUACUCUGUUAUCUGAAUCUCCUAUAGGCAUGCACUGUAUAACUAAUACUGUAUAUGUAACUGACCCAACAAAUUAUGUAAAUAUAGAUGUAUCCUUUACACCAGAUCAUUUAUCUACAUUUAGCAUGUAUAUUUUAAGGCUCUGUUUUUGAAAUUUGUCCAUAUUUAGGUGUACAGUGUUUUGUUUUUGUUUUGUUUUUUUAUCAGUUUAAGCCUACUUGUGUGCAUAACCUGCCAGUGGUAACAACAUGAACUAUGAACAUUUAUAAACUUAUCUUUAUGUAAUUACACUCUUUAUUAUGAUCACACAUUACUGUACAGUCAUUCACUGUAUAUAAGUGUAUAUAAGACAAUCAUAUUGACAUGUCACUCAGCUCCUAAUUUCAAAUUAAUUAAAAUAAUUGCAAUGAAUAUGUAAAUAGUAUUGUAAUACAGAAUCAUUUCAUAUGUAAACAAGCCAAUGAGAGAUUCAGCAUGUAGCCACAGUCACAACCAUCAAUGUAAAAUCUCAAUUUUGUCCUGGCUCAUUAAUGCUUCAUGUAUUCUGGACUGAGACAUGGCUGGAAAUGUAGCAUCCUUAUAAUGCCCCAAGGAAACAUGGACAAAUCCUGAAAGAGUUUUCAAGAGUGCCUUGAACAGUAGGUUUGGACGCUCUAUGUGAACAGCAAUACCAUUUCACUGAGAAAACCUUAUUUUCAGAAAUGUUUGAGAAAUGUAUUUGUAAUAGGAGUCUGGAAACACAAAGGACAAUCUUGCUGUUUUCUUGUGUACUCAACUGAGUACACAAGACAUUAUGUGAGUAGUUGGUCAAGAUCAUUUUAAAGGAUCUAUAUUUACAUUGUAAAUAACAAAUUGUUUUGGACCCAUGACUGUUUUUGACAGCGCAGUUAAUGUUAAAUUUGUCAAUCUGGCAUCGUCAGCCGGAUAGUUAGUAGCUGUGACAGAGGAAUCCAAACAAUCCAGUGUACAUGUAAAUUCAUAUGCCUGUGUUUCUCAAUCCUAGUUCUGGGCUUUGCUGUCUAGCCUGCUACUGCACAGCCAUCUCAUGAACGGCUCGUUAAUUAUCUUAUGAUUCAGGUGCAGAGAAGCAGAAAUGCACGCACAGCAGGUAUAGGAGGAAUCGAGAAACUGGACUGGCAAGCAGGGCUAGAACGCUAUAUGUGUACUGAGGUGGAAGCACACAGACAUAGUGAAUAGUGCUCUGGGCAAAAGAGAGCGGCCCUCUCUACCUACACACAGUUUGCAUUACAACUUAAGUCUGCUACAGCAUAUGUAACAUUUCAUAAAAUAUAAUGUGUUUGUGUGUGUUUUCUAGUUACAAAAGACUUUACAGUCAUCCAUGUAUUUGAAAAUGCUUUGUAUCCACCUUCUACCCACCCCAGUGAGAUCAGGGUUAUGUAAGACUGCCUUACUCCACAGACAUAGGUUGAAAACAUUAUUAUUCAAUAACAUGACAAAUAAGGAUUCUUCUUAGAAGUUAAAAAGGUGUAUAAUUGUGCAAUGUACAGUUGCAGGGCUAUUUUAAUUAACUUUAAGGUAGAAGAGUGCUUUUGGUAAGCUUUUCUGCUGUUGUAACCUAGCUAUGCAGAUGCUCCCACAUGCAUUUCCUGCCCUUAGAUUCUUUGCUCUUAUACGCUUGUACUAAAAUACCUAUGCUUAUCCUGCAGGCUGCUCUUCAUGUAUUUGCAGACUAAGAUGAAGUCUGGAUACUGUAAUCCCAUAAGCACAGACAUUAAAUCUUUAUUGCUUA